UCCUUUGUACCGCCACCGAGUUAGGGUGUGACUGCUCCAGGAAAGAUCGGACCUCUACAAUACAGGCGCAGGUGUUGCUUGGUGACAGACCUCCUUAAGAUCCUAAACACAAAACUUCUUACAUACGUAAAAGAAGAAGAAGAAGACGAAGAAAAAAAAAUAAUAAACUCACCUAAAUCUGAUGAGCACGGAGGAGUAAUCGAUGACUUGUGCUCUGCUGUAGGUCUGGGAGAGCUGGGCCACAAUGACAUGCGCCCGUCCACUCAACACAUCUCCUAUCAGCCCCGUCCAUCGCCCGUUGCUGAGGGAACCGAACUCACCAUCUGCUGGGGUGAUCACCGAGUACCUAAAGAGAAAAGUGGGCUGGACUGACUGUGAUGGUGUCCUGUCCCGGGUUCAAGGCGUGAGGAGAGACCACCCGUCACUGCACAUUCAGUCUGCGGGUGGCGCUGGGGUGCGGGCGCUGGGGCUACUCCAGCGUGACUGUAUGUGCUGACGUGGCCUCGGGUGUGAGUUGGGGCCUCGCGCUUGCUCCCUGCUGGCCCUUGCCCCUAAGACGCCUGGUACAAUGAGCCCUCCUUCGCCUUCUGCUGCUCACCACUAUCCCCGGUGUUAGAUGGCAACUAUGGUCGUGGCGCAGAUACCGCAGCCCCCACUCCCCAUUCGACAAUUUGAGAGUCGCACCGCGGUGCGUCCAAUCAGUACAUCUGGAGCCGCGGACGCUGUGGUGUAUCGCUUCUUCACACCACCAGUUCUAUCACUGAAAAGACAUGACAGCACCUUCCUUGUUCGGGGCCGUGCUCCGUCAUCAUAAAAACAGGGUCCUAACAGCAGCACUUCGGGGCCAUGGGCUGCGUUUUGCCUCCUUUGUCCGUCAGGAAGGUUACAUAGGUGGUCAGUGGGUACCUGCAGCAAGUGGCAAAUUGUUCCCUGUUACUAACCCGGCCAAUGGUGAGGUGGUGGGCAAUGUGGCUGAUAUGGGAGAACAGGAUGCACAGGCUGCUAUAGAUGCUGCCUAUAAUGCCUUCCAAACAUGGCACAAGACGACAGCCAAGGAGAGGUCAGAUCUCCUGCGUAAAUGGUACAACUUAGUACAGGAACAUAAGGAAGAUCUAGCACAUCUUAUGGUCUUGGAAUCUGGCAAGCCCCUGGUCGAGGCACGUGGGGAGAUAGCUUAUGGUAGUGCCUUCCUUGAAUGGUUUUCUGAAGAAGCCAGGAGAAUAUAUGGUGAGGUGGUGCCAAGUCCUGCCACCAGCAAGGAAAUCAUCUUCGUUCGUCAUCCCAUUGGUGUGGCCUCAAUGAUCACUCCGUGGAACUUUCCUAAUGCCAUGAUCACACGCAAGGCAGGAGCAGCUCUAGCUGCUGGCUGCACCUGUGUUGUCAAGCCAGCCGAGGACACUCCUUUCUCUGCUUUGGCUCUUGCUGAACUUGCUGAGAAAGCUGGAAUCCCUCCAGGUGUGGUGAAUGUGGUGACAGCUUCUCAUGACAACACUCCUGCUGUGGGCAACCUGAUGUGCUCCAGUCCUAAGGUGGCUGGUGUCUUCUUUACAGGUUCAACUCGUGUUGGGAAACUACUAUAUCGUCAGUGUGCACAGGGAGUGAAGCGUAUUGGUCUGGAGCUUGGGGGCAAUGCACCAUUCAUUGUCUUUGAUUCUGCAAAUGUCAAAAAUGCAGUGGCAGGUCUCAUGCUGGCUAAAUUCAGGAAUACAGGACAGACCUGUAUUAGUGCCAACAGGGUGCUGGUGCAAGAAGGAGUGCAUGACCAGUUCUUGGCUGCCCUGAAGGAAGCAGUUGAGCAGAGGGUGGUGGGGGAUGGCUUGAAAGAUGGAGUCACUGUGGGGCCACUCAUCAAUGCCACUCAGCUGAAAAGGGUUGAGAAGAUUGUGCAAGAAACAGUGGACUGUGGAGCCCACGUGGAGAUGGGUGGGUCAGUGCAUUCAGCUGGGGAAUGCUUUUUCCAGCCCACCAUCUUGACUGGGGUGACUGAAGACAUGUGUUGCUUUAAGGAAGAGAUCUUUGGGCCAGUUGUUGCUAUUAAAAAGUUCAAAACGGAGGAGGAAGCGAUAAAAAUUGCCAAUGCUACUGAACAUGGACUGGCCAGCUAUUUUUACAGCCAAGAUGUUUCUCAAGUGUGGCGGGUGGCACGGAGUCUAGAAGCAGGUAUGGUUGGCAUCAAUGAAGGUCUCAUUUCUACAGCUGAGGGUGCUUUUGGGGGCAUUAAGGAAUCAGGCAUUGGAAGAGAGGGUUCCAGGCAUGGCAUUGAUGACUACAUCUACAUUAAGUACCUGUGUUUUGGAGGUAUCAACUAGCUUCAUCCUUGUAGUCAUUUUUUAAAGUUAUAUUCUAAAAGUGAUUGUUGAAAUAAAUAGUUAUAAGCAGGUAAUGACAUGUCUUCCUAUCUAUAUCUGAUAUCUUCUCAAAGGAAUCCAUGGGGCACCUCUUGGUAGUAGCCAACUGGCUUAUAAGAGCACAUUUAGUAAAUAUAUUGGGAUGAUUGUGCCCUUAACUAACUCAGACAACUGGAAUUUAAUUAUAUCAACAAUAAUCAGUGUUCAGUAGAGAGUUGGGCUAAGACAUUUCUGGUCCAUACAGUUAUUUGUAAAAGUAAUGAAAUUAUUGAUAUCCUUUAUAUAAUCUAGAUUACUAAAUAAAAACCACUGGAAUUUUCCUUAUCUGAAUCUUGGGUUAUGUCUGUUUUAUGCCCCAAUAAGUUAAGCUUUAGGUGGCAUCUUGUGUCUGCCAGACUGCAGUCCCAUGUGAUUACUUACUGCUUAAUUACACAAUUGUUACAUGAAUCAAUCGGUUCCCUAAUUGCUAGGAAAAGUGUGGCACAAUGGAUGGCUGGAGUUUAUUGUUAUUAACUCUUCAGGUCUCAAGAUGGUAAGCAUUUUAAUUCCUUGACACUUAUUCUGUGCUGAAAUUUCUGAAGAAUUUACUCAAAAUCACUCCCUGUCCCACUGGAGCUUACAUGUUACUGGCUAUCAUGCCUAAGUCUAUCAACAGGUAUGCCAGUGGAUACAAAAUAUCCUGGAGUAGAAUUCAAAUUGAAGUAGGAUAACAGGUACACAUAAAUACAUCAUGCAGAGACAAGAACACGUGACAAGGCAGGCAUGCACACAUGCAAAAGAUAAGGGUGAAAUAUUUUCAAAUGCUUAGUAUCAUUUGCCACUGACAGUUGAUAACAUCUACCAAAAUGUUCUAGAUAUAUAGUUAUUCAUGCUAUUGGAGGCACAAAUGAGCAAGACUUUGUGAAGGAAAUCCUGUAAGAGUAGUUAGGUUUGUUCAACUGUGCUUAUAUACAUAGCGAGUUUGUGUGUGUGUGUGUGUGUGUAUAUAUAUAUAUAUAUAUAUAUAUAUAUAUAUAUAUAUAUAUAUAUAUAUAUAUAUAUAUAUAUAUAUAUAUAUAUAUAUAUAUAUAUAUAUAUAUAUAUAUAUAUAAGGCUUCUUUUUAAUAAUCUUAUUUUUGCAGUUUUGCAGUGUUUAUUAAUAUUUUUUUUAUUCUUGUGAAUUUGACAUACAUAACCUGUUUUCAAUUAAAAAGCUCUUUGAUAGGAUGGCUUCCAUGAUAAUUACUUAUGAAAAUUACCUUACAACAUAAUAUAUUGAGAAAAAAAAAAGUUAUAUCUUUGUUUUUACAAUGUUUGUCUUUAUUAUUAGAUAUAUAUUUUUAAUCACAUGUAUGAUAGUAUGAAAAUAGGAAGUAUUUCAACACAUGUAAUUUGUACCAAUAAUUUUUUCUAGGCAUCUUCAUUUACAGAUUUGAUUAUGAAUAUAUAGAGAAGAUAAUUACAUUGAGUGUACAAAUAUUAGAGUUUUAAGGGUCUUAUAUCUGUACUUAUGCCUGCAUUAUGAAAAAGGAAAAUACAGUGUUACAUUAAAGUGUCUGUGAGAUCUGGACUGAAAAGUGUGCAUCUCAGUAAGCUGUAAUUGACCAGCAAUUUAUUCCACAUGAACCCUUUGGUAUCUACAACAUCAAGUUGGUAAGGAAACUAAUUUUAUUAAGUCUUAGCAAAGAAAGAUUAAUUAUGUCCAUUAAUGUGGAAAAAUACAAAAUAAUUAUAAUUAAUAAUUUUGUCAAAAAAAAGAGAGAAAAAAAAAAUCAGGUAUUGAUAUUCAUAUAAAUGGGUGGAGAUGCCAGAGGUCAAGCUCCACAUAUUGCCCACCUUCCAUUUCAAUAACUGCUGAAGAGUUGAGCAUAAUGAUCCUUGGACAUAUUUCUGCAUCUGACAAGGUUCUAUCAAUAUAAAGCAAGAAGUAUGGCGAACAGGAAACAGUGAGCAGCUAUCAUGUAGAUAUGCUGCACAUUUUGAUGAUUUUUUUAUGAUUAAUAUGAUGUUUUUAUUUAGCUAAAAGUUUUAAAAACACAUUGUCUAUCAUUAUCAUUUCUCAUAUAUCAAGACUUUAUAUAUGCUACAGAUCAUGAACAAGUCCAGGACCAGAGAACUAUAGAGGGAUGCAGUGUAUACAUUCAGGCCUGAACUAGCUGAAUAGUCAGAUUUAUAGUGAAGGGGGCUUGAGGACUAUAAUUUGAUUUCUAUAUAUAUGUGAAAAAAAGGCUUUAAGUACUGCAGAGAACAAUACUGAAAUGAUGAUUUUGAUAAAGAAUAUGACAUAGUCUGGGAGCAAUACCAGUUUUCCAAGUUACCAAACUUUGCAUUCCAAAGUUAUCAAACUUUACAUUCCAUAAAUUCAAGUAGUCCUUCAAUGUUAUCAAAUUUUAUAUUCCAUAAAUUCAAGUGGUCCUCAACAUUCCAUUUUUGCAUUCACAACUGGUCUCUAGUUAUCCUUAUCUUGCACAAUUAGUCUUCCUUGCUCCACAGGGCUCUCUAGCACCCAACACACACUGUUUAACCAUCCCACUUGUGGUCUUCCCAUUACAGGCAAUUAUGUAUGCACAUUAUGCAAGACAGUGAGAAAAUUGCAUUAAAUUUUAGUAAUGACUAAUUAUUAUACAAAAUUAAGAGGUGCUUAGAAUCAGAAAUGAGCUACAAAAUAAAAGUGAAAUGUAAAGGAGAUGAAUAAGUGUUCAUGGACAGAACUAUAAAUGUUCAUCUGUACAAAUAAAUCAUUGACAGUAAAAGCCAAACAGGUACAGUAGUAGCAUGGAGAAGGAUUUUCAUGUAAUGUAAGGUUUUAGCCAUUUAACAAUUAUGUUGUGAAUGGUCUGAAAAGUUACAUUAAUUAAUCAAAUGUAUUAUUCUUUUGCAUUUGUUUGCUUAGCCCUACAGUGCUUGGGAAGUAAAAAAUAAAUAGAUAAAUAAAUAAUGUAAUUAAAAAAACUAAAUAAAAGUAAAUAGAUAAACAGAUUAGUUCUGGUAUUAUCUUGUAUCAAAUUAUUUUUUGCUUGAAUAGUUUAAUAUAUAUAUAUAUAUAUAUAUAUAUAUAUAUAUAUAUAUAUAUAUAUAUAUAUAUAUAUAUAUAUAUAUAUAUAUAUAUACAGGGUGUCCCAUAAGUUUCCAUACAUAGGAAAAAUUAAAAGACAGAAUUAUAGAAAAAACAUUUUUUAUUUAUAUAAUAUGCUCAACAUGACUGCCCUUGUGUUGAAAACAAAUUUCAGUGUGUGUCCUCCACUGCUAAAGAACACGUUCAAACACAUCUGGAUUUAUGCUUGUAAUGGUGUUUGUGAUACCAUAUGUAUGGAAACUUAUGGGACACCAUAUAUAUAUAUAUAUAUAUAUAUAUAUAUAUAUAUAUAUAUAUAUAUAUAUAUAUAUAUAUAUAUAUAUAUAUAUAAAAUACUAAACAUAAUAUGUAACAGCAGAUAUCUUAUCACACUGUUGUUUAAAAACACCAGGCUCAAUUAGAUGUGGAUAUUGUGGGCAGCCAUUACAUAUCUAUUUACAUGUAGAUACAUUAAAGAUUAAUCCAUAAGAUUUGUGGGAAUAUUCCUUAUGAAACUUGCAUUCUAUGAAUUUUUCAGUCUGUAAACCAGGUUAAGUGUGUGAACAGAGAAAGUGAAAGAUUUAACAAACAGUUUGCCCUUAUGUGAUGAAGGCUGACUUACCUGUAUGAAUGCAAAACUUGCCUUUGAAAAUCAAGAUGAUAACUGAUGGCUGAACUGAACCUAUGUUGCAGGAUGUGCAAUAUAAUAAUUUCAUAUCUGGAAGAGUGAAAAAAAAGUGUCCAAGUCCCAGUGUGUCAUAGAAAAUUUAAUUUCUUUAAUUACAGUGCACAAUAGUUAUAAUGAGGGAAAUAAUUAUGUUACAAGGUAUCUUUGCACCAGGAAAUUAUGAUAAAAAUCAACCUUACAUCCAAAUCUUGGAGAUCUAAAUUAAAAUAAAUAUUUUAUAUAUAAAACACUUCAUUAUAUUGCUUGCUAAAGAGCUGUUAUUAAGCUGUGGCCUCUUAGUACAGUGCCUCUUUACCACCAUGUGUGGUAUAUCACCUAGAUAUAAAUUUACUUUGUUAAUGAACUGGUAUUGAACACAUAUGAGUAAUAAAAAGAUGUAUCACA
Molecule: messenger RNA, 6454 nt
Organism: Scylla paramamosain (green mud crab)
Lineage: Eukaryota; Metazoa; Arthropoda; Malacostraca; Decapoda; Portunidae
Gene: Ssadh
Product: succinate-semialdehyde dehydrogenase, mitochondrial-like
Exons: 15
Coding region: 771-2309 (512 amino acids)
Biological process (GO): GABA catabolic process
Cellular component (GO): mitochondrion
Molecular function (GO): succinate-semialdehyde dehydrogenase (NAD+) activity
Source: RefSeq, a predicted model, not a curated record